This is a messenger RNA of Coregonus sp. 'balchen', 11560 nucleotides long. NCBI's taxonomy places the organism in Eukaryota, Metazoa, Chordata, Actinopteri, Salmoniformes, Salmonidae. The record is from the annotation of a GenBank genome assembly.
GCCACUAUCAAUCGAUCAGCGAAUGGAAGAUGGUGGUGAAUCGAGUCUGUGUGGCUAGAUCGAUCACCGAAAAACUCGAUUGAAGGAAUUCAACGGAUUGUGGGGAAAUAGUACAAAACAACACCAUAACAAGCGUUUGGAGCGGGGAACUCAGCGAUUCUCAAGAGGUAUUUUGAAUGUACUUCUUUUGAAAGAUGGCGUAUGCUUUAAGCACACAAAGAAGCUCUAAGCACGGGCAUAAAGGAAGGCCCCUCUUUCGCCAAACGCCAUUUGUUUGUCCAAAACAUGCAUGUCUAGGCACGCUAAAUUAAUCCCGGAUAGUGAAUGUAGAAGGAUAUAGGAUUCGUAAUCAAUCCGCUGCAUCGUCACCCCAACAAAAAUGCAUUAUAUUCCUUGAAAACGUCAAACAAUUUCAUAAACAUUAUGUCUCGUCGGUGAUUAAGCUAGGACUCUGAUAUUAAUAAUCGGUAGGCCAUAUAGGUGGUAUAGGCCAACUCUUUUGAUACAUUGAAUUGAGCUAAUCUAUAAAUUGAAUAUUUAAAAAUCUUUAUCCAUAAAACAACACCACAUCUUGUGAGCUCCCGAAGAUUUAGUUGUCAGGCUAUGUAAAAUUAUGAAAUUGCAUGUGAUAAGUGGCGCAGUGGUCUAAGGCGCCGCAUCGCAGUGCUAACUGUGCCACUAGAGAUCCUGGUUCGAAUCCAGGCUCUGUCGCAGCCGGCCGCGACCGGGAGACUCAUGGGCGGCGCACAAUUGGCCCAGCGUCGUCCAGGGUAGGGGAGGGAAUGGCCGGCAGGGAUGUAGCUCAGUUGAUAGAGCAUGGCGUUUGCAACGCCAGGGUUGUGGGUUCGAUUACCCCAGUAUAUAUUAAAAAAAAUGUAUUCACUAACUGUAAGUCGCUCUGGAUAAGAGCGUCUGCUAAAUGACUAAAAUGUAAAAAAAUGUAUAAAUCAACCAGGAAUACAACUAGCCGUAGGUGAUUAUACUAUAUCAUCAUAUUAGUCACAUUUUAAGUGAGAAUCCCCUCCAGUCAUGGCUUUUUACAUUUCCAAACAUUUAGAUAAAUUUGACAGUGGUAAUGUGUUACCUCACCUGAUUGACUAAAUCCAACACAACCCAUAUUUACUCAGUGGUGUAAAGUACUUAAGUAAAAAAUACUUGAAAGUACUACUUAAGUAGUUUUCUUGGGUAUCUGUACUUUACUAUUUAUAUUUUACUUUUACUUCAAUACAUUCCUAAAGACAAUGAUGUACUUUUUACUCCAUACAUUUUCCCUGACACCCAAAAGGACAGGAAAAUUGUCUAAUUCACACACGUAUCAAGAGAACAUCCCUGGUCAUCCCUACUGCCUCUGAUCUGGCGGACUCACGAAACACAUGCUUUAUUUGUUAAUGAUGUCUGAAUGUUGGAGCAUGCCCCUGGCUAGCCGUAAAUAAAAUAAAAACAAGAAAAUGACGCCGUCAGGUUUGCUUUAUAUAAGAAAUGUGAAAUUAUUUAGACUUUUACUUUUGAUACUUAAGUAUAUUUUAGCAAUUACAUUUACUUUUGAUUCUUAAGUAUAUUUAAAACCAAAUACCUUUAGACUUUUACUGAAGUAGUAAUUUACUGGGUGACUUUUACUUGAGUCAUUUUUGAUUACGGUAUCUUUACUUUUACUCAAGUAUGACAAUUGGGUACUUUUUCCACCACUGCCCACUCUCACCAGGAUGGACUUUCCCUGGCACAGUAGCAAGGUUUUGGAGCAGCUCAACCACCAGCGCCAGCUGGGCCUGCUGUGUGACUGUACCUUCGUGGUGGACGGGGUGGACUUCAAGGCCCACAAGGCUGUGCUGGCUGCCUGCAGCGCCUACUUCCACACCCUCUUCCUGGACCAGAAGGAUGUGGUGCACCUGGAUAUCAGCAAUGCAGCAGGUACAUCCCACUGGGCACUAACUAGUUGAAUCAAUGUUGUUUCAACUUAAUUUGUCAUCAACAUAAACUUGUUUUGAGGGUGAAAUUUCAACCACAGGAUUAUGUCAUCAUGGUGACCAAAUUUCAACACAGACAAAUCUUGUAUAACAUUUUGAAUUUGUACCUUUAAAACAAUGUCAGAUUUUCAACAUUAUAUCCGCUAUAAGAAAUAAAUACAGUAGACUGGACAGCACCUCCUACUGGAGAAUUGAUCUGUCUACAGCUACCCUUUGGUCUCCCAUCCAAUGAUUUAACCAAGCCCAGCUUAGCUAUGAUACUUGUCAAUGACUAUUACCAAUGUGCUGGCGUGAGAAUGAUUGUUGAGAGAUCUCCACUUAAAAACAACACUGAUUCCAAAGGGUAGAAUAAACAGAGCAAAUGAAAUGUGACCAUACAUUAUCAAUCAUCAAUGAUGCUAUUUAGGCCUACAGUAUAUAGCAUUUGCAAAGUCAUCAACAGCAAUUGAGCCCAGAAUUCAGCUAAAAAUAGACAAUAAAAUAGGACUAGGGUUUCCAGCUCUGGUUGAUUUCAAAUGUAAUGAUAUUUAGUGAUAUUGAAUUGUGUUUGGUUGUGAAUGCAACCAAAUAUCAACAUUUGAAGGAAAUGUAUCUUCUGCUUGGACAGUUCCAUUUGUGCCCCUGACUUAGUCUUGCUUAGUUCCAGUUUAUCUACAAAUUAAUAAUUUAUGUUGGAUUUCACAUCUUCAUCUCAACCAAAAAUCUAAGUUAAAUAAUGUUUUCUUUUAUCUUUGUUUAACUAGACAAGUCAAUUAAGAACAAAUUCUUAUUUACAAUGACGGCCUACACCGUCAAACCCGGACGACGCUGUGCGCCGCCCUAUGGGACUCCCAAUCACGGCCGGUUGUGAUACAGCCUGGAAUCGAACCAGGGGGUCUGUAGUGACGCCUCAAGCACUGAGAUGUAGUGCCUUAGACCGCUGCGCCACUCGGGAGCCCAUCUACAGCGCACGACCGACAUUCUUGUCAGCAUGUCUUCCAUCUUAGGGUUAAUUUAUUAACUCGGGAGCCCAGUAGGCCUAAAUAGAAUAGGGCUAAAUCAAAUCAAACUUGAUUUAAAGUGUAUUUAAAGUUUGAUUUGAUUUAUAAAGUGUUCAAGAUAGCAUGCAUAGGUCAUCAGAGAUCUGUGGAGAUCUUCACAAUUGCUGUUAUAAUCUGUGCAGGAUCUUGAACUGCAUUGAUCAUGUGCACCGUGCACUUUUAAUGUAAUCUAACUGCAGUCCAGGCCAUUUGGUUCUGCUAUUAGAUGAAGCACAGUGAUAUCACAUUAAGCUGUUGUAUAAACAAACAAAUUAUCUGACAUUGUAUUCCCAUUUGAACUUUGCUGUGCUUUUAAAUGGUUGAAAGCACAGUCAUAGACAUUUGGGUGACAACUAAACCAAAAAUCAGACAUUGUUUUUCCAUUGGAAUUUGGUUGUGCUUUUAGAUGGUUGAAAGCAUAGUGAUAACACAUUGGAAAUUCAACUAACUUUUAGCUGUCUUUUUGAGUGGGUGAAUAUAGGUUGUAAUCGCAUUGAUCAAAGUGUCAACCAUAUAAUACCCAAUUAUCCACGUUGAAAAUACGUAGUGUGCCCAGUUAGGAUGUCUGCCAUAAGUGGAUGCCUGAGACUCAGUGACCCCACCCCCACGCAACACUUGAACAACAUCUUUCCAACUUAUUUGUUGCUGUUGCCACCUAAAAGCCUUGUUCGAAAAUGUUAACACUAUAACAAAUUAUGAUAUUCCCCUGCAUAAGACAAACAUAUAGGGAGGGAAAACACUGAACUCUAUUUGCUUUACCUUAAUAUCCAAGACCAUGUUGAACAUCAUGCUUGGGUUAUCUGCCUCACAGUCACAGCAGGGCUCAUGGAUCCAUCCCUGUGUGUAUUCUGUAGGUCUGGGCCAAGUCCUUGAGUUCAUGUACACGGCCAAGCUGAGUCUGAGUUCUCAGAAUGUGGAAGAUGUGGUGGCAGUGGCCACGUUCCUUCAGAUGCAGGAGAUAGUCAAUGCCUGCUCUGCCUACCAGUCUCUGGCAGUCUCCACAACAUCCCAGACAAUACAAGACUUCAAUGCCAGUGAGUACAGUACAGAUCAGUACACAAACAGUGGUUAUUAGUACACAGAAAUAUCCAUCAAUCAUUAGUAUGCUUGCUUUAACAAGCCCACUAAUGUUAUCCGUCAUACUUUUGCACAGCUGAAGCAAGCACACUGAUUUUCUUCAGGAAAUGUACAUUUUGUAGUCUAUAUUGUUCUCUCCCAUAAUCUCUUCCAAAUCAUAAAGACAAGAUUGAGGAAGGAGAGCAGAACAUGGAGAAGGAGCCAUCGGAGACAAGGUCACAUGACGAGGAGAUUCUAAAAACCUCAGCAGAGGACGGAGGGUAUAAGGGUGUUCAGGAGGACCCGAACGAGACCACCCCAGACGAUGGACAGAUGGACAGUAAGACCCCCGACAAACCCACCCCACAGACCCCGGGGAGAGGAAGAACCCCCAAAACCUCCACCCCACCAAGAAAAGCCGCAGCAGAGAGAGCGGAGAUGGAGGUGGAGAACCCUGCUAAAGAUGUGCCUGAGUUUCAGGAUGACCCCUCGGAUGCGGACUACACGCCCAGUCAGUGAAUUGGUCUUCGUACUUUUCAUUGGUGAUCUGUAUGUUUAAUAUUGCUGUGCGGAUAAAGAUGUAUUUUGUUCUUACAGAGUUUCCAUUCAAGUCUGCAGCCGGUAGGUCUUACAUGAGUACCAGGAGAAUAAGGACAAGGAGAGCUCCUCGUCGCAACCACUCACAGGGUAAACAAACAGCUUGACUGACCUUCCUUCCUAGGAGUAAUCACUAAUCUGCCAUGCUUUCUCCUAUCCAAUCAUGUUGGAUCAGUGACUACUUCGAGGAAGGGAAGAUGGACGGCUACAUUUUCUAAAUAUUUGACUGCAGUGGGUCACAGUGUCUGAUGGUUAUACAAUUCCUCUUCAUAGAUAAUGACUCCGAUGAGGGGAACAGCGCAUCAAAGACGGUAAAUGAAGAGAAAGAGGUUGAAGAGGGUGAGAUGGAGGAGGAUGAAGAAGAAGAGGAGGAUGAUGAGGGAGAGGGAGAAGAUGGCCAGGGGACGGAGAGCGGAGAGGAGAGGAAGCAGCUACAGUCAGGUGCCAUCACUGACCGCACAGAGUCACGGUCCUACGGCUCUGUGACGCACAAGUGUGAGGUGAGGACCGUGUUUGCGUGUGCUAGCUUGAGUGUGUGGUUACUUUGCACACUGCAAUUAGAAAUGGAAACGAUUUAAUGUUUUUGGAUGACCCAUUCCCUAUUAGAGGAGUGCUUGAACUUUGUAUGUAUCUUUUCCUAAACCAUCAAAUAGGCAAAAUUGUCUUCAAAAACAAAGGAGGACCAAGGCACUCUUUGUAUAAUUAAUUAAAAUGCCUAUAUGUAUGGCAUUUUUCAAUGGAACCAAGAUUUUUUUUAACUGACUUGUUUCGGUUGCAUGGCCUUUGUCAGGGAGUACGAUGAUACAAUGUCUUCUUUUGAACAAAGCAUUUUACAAUCAACCCUGAUUGAAGAGGGAAUGGUUACAGAAUAGUUAAUAGUCACUGGAAAACACCACUGAACAAAAAUAUAAACGCAACAUGUAAAGUGUUGGUUCCAUGUUUCAUGUGCUGAAAUAAAAGAUCCCAGAAAUCUUCCAUAAGCACAAAAUGCUUAUUUCUCUCUAAUUUUGUGCUCAAAUUUGUUUACAUCCCUGUUAGUGAGCAUUUCUCCUUUGCCAAGAUAAUCCAUCCACCUGACAGGUGUGGCAUAUCAAGAAGCUGAUUAAAUAGCAUGAUCAUUACACAGGUGCACCUUGUGCUGUGGACAAUAAACAGCCACUUUAAAUGUGCAGUUUUGUCACACAACACAAUGCCACAGAUGUCUCAAGUUUUGAGGGAGCAUGCAAUUGGCAUGCUGACUGCAGGAAUGUCCACCAGAGCUGUUGCCAGAGAAUUGAAUGUUCAUUUCUCUAACAUAAGCUGUUCAUUUCUCUAACAAUGUCGUUUUAGAGAAUUUGGCAGUAUGUCCAACCGGCCUCACAACCGCUGACCAGGUGUAACCACGCCAGCCCAGGACCGCUGACCACGUGUAUGGCGUUGUGUGGGCGAGUGGUUUGCUGAUGUCAACGUCGUGAACAAAGUACCCAAUGGUGGCGGUGCGGUUACGGUAUGGGCAGACGUAAGCUACGGACAAUGAACACAAUUGCAUUUUAUCAAUGGCAAUUUGAUUGCACAGAGAUACAAUGACGAGAUCCUGAGGCCCAUUGUCGCGCCAUUCAUCCGCCGCCAUCACCUCAUGUUUCAGCAUAAUAAUGCACUGCCCCAUGUCGCAAGGAUCUGUACACAAUUCCUGGAAGCCGAAAAUGUUCCACUUCUUCCAUGGCCUGCAUACUCUCCAGACAUCACCCAUUGAGCAUGUUUGGUAUGCUCUGGAUCAACGUGUAUGACAGCGUGUUACAGUUCCCGACAAUAUCCAGCAAGCAAUUAAAGAGGAGUGGGACAACAUUCCACAGGCCACAGUCAACAGUCUGAUCAACUCUAUGCGAAGGAGAUGUGUCGCGCCGCAUGAGGCAAAUGGUGGUCACACCAGAUACUGACUGGUUUUCUGAUCCACACCACUACCUUUUUUUAUAAAGUAUCUGUGAUCAACAGAUGCAUACCUGUAUUCACAGUCGUGUGAAAUCCAUAGAUUAGGGCCUAAUUUAUUUAUUUCAAUUGACUGAUUUCCUUAUAUGAACUGUAACUCGGUAAAAUCUUUGAAAUUGUUGCAUGUUGCGUUUAUAUUUUUGGUCUACUAGAGGAUAUUGCAUUCACAUUCAUGUAUUCGGGGUUGAGCAUAUCUAACUCACUAUGUUGCCAUGUAUUUUCUAGGACUGUGGAAAGAAGUUCACCCACACGGGUAACUUCAAAAGACACAUCCGCAUUCACACAGGAGAGAAACCUUUCAGCUGCCGUGACUGCCACAAGGCCUUCUCAGAUCCGGCUGCCUGCAAGGCUCACGAGAAAACACACAGGUUAGUAUCAACCUCAUCAUCUGUCUUUCUGUGUCUCAUGGGCCCAAUGCCAAACUAAUCCCUUAGUGUUCAAUAACACUAGACGAUACACAUUUGUGGAACACGUCCUCUUGUAAAAUAGUUAUUAAUUGAUAAUAACAAUGAUCAAAUUUAUAGUAAAUUAAAAUUAAAACAGUCAUAGGAAUCACAGUUUCAUAGCAUCAACAUCCUCUCGAACCUCAGCAAGUAGCUAUAUCUUACUUAAAUAUCUUAUGUCUCUCUCUGUAGCCCCCUGAAACCCUACUGCUGCUCCUCGUGUGGGAAGUGCUACCGGCAGAUCAGCCUGCUCAACCUGCACCGGAAAAGGCACACAGGUGAGGCCCGAUACAGCUGCAAGGACUGCGGCAAGCUCUUCACCACGUCUGGCAACCUGAAGCGCCACAUUCUGGUGCACAGCGGCGAGAAGCCAUAUCACUGCGGCUACUGCGACCGGGCCUUCUCCGACCCCACCGCUAAGAUGCGCCACCUGGAGACCCACAACGCCGACAAGGGCCACAGGUGUCCACACUGCGAUAAGCGGUUCAACCAGGUUAGGACCUCUUCUACACUGACCAAAGUAUUGGGGAUAGUAGGGAGAAUUUCACCUGCAUGUAAAUAGUUUGGAGAUAGUGUGGCUAUCUUUUUUUGUGUUUGAUCAGUGGUGGAAAAAGUACUCAAUUGUCAUACUUGAGUAAAAAUAUAAAUACCUUUUUACUCAAGUAAAAGUGAAAGUCACCCAGUAAAAUUAUACUUCAGUAAGUCUAAAAGUAUCCGUUUUUAAAUGUACUUAAAUACAGUGGUGGAAAAAGUACUCAAUUGACAUACAGUUCAAAAGUUUGGGGUCACUCAGAAAUGUCCUUGUUUUCGAAAGAAAAGCAAUUUUUUUCCCCAUUAAAAUAACAUCAAAUUGAUCAGAAAUACAGUGUAGACAUUGUUAAUGUUGUAAAUGGCUAUUGUACCUGGAAACGGCUGAUUCUUAAUGGAAUAUCUACAUAGGCAUACAGAGGCCCAUUAUCAGCAACCAUCAGUCCUGUGUUCCAAUGGCACGUUGAGUUUGCUAAUCCAAGUUUAUCAUUUUAAAAGGCUAAUUGAUCAUUAGAAAACCAUUUUGCAAUUAUGUUAGCACAGCUGAAAACUGUUGUGCUGAUUUAAAGAAGCAAUAAAACUGGCCUUCUUGAGUAUCUGGAACAUCAGCAAUUGUGGGAUCGAUUACAAAACUUAGUUACUUUACACCACUGUGUUUGAUUUCAUGAAAUUGAAAGAAGUAGCCCUAAUCUGUACAAUCCAGUAUGUAGUUGCUCUCUAUCCUUGCAUUGAAAUGGUGAACUGUAUCUAACCUGGCUAUUCCUCUGUCUGGACAGACUGGAAAUCUAAAGGCUCACCUGAAGAUCCACAUCACAGACGGCCCUCUGAAGUGCAAAGAGUGUGGCAAACAGUUCACCACCUCCGGUAACACCAGACAAGGACUUCCGGGCCUAUAUUCAUAAAGCAUCUCAGAGAGUAGGAGUACUGAUCUAAGAUCAGGUCCUCGCUGUCCAUGUAAUCUUAUUCAUUAUGAUCUAAAAGGCAACACUGAUCCUAAUAAGAUUAAAUGGACAGGGAGGGGACUUGAACAUAGAUCAGUACUCUUACACGCUUUAUGAACACAGGCCCUGGUCUCUCUGUGUGUUGAUACAGUGCCUUCGGAAAGUAUUCAGACCCCUUGACUUUUUCCACAUUUUGUUACGUUACAGCCUUAUUCUAAAAUUGAUUAAAUAAAUAAAAAUCCUCAGCAAUCUACACACAAUACCCCAUAAUGACAAAGCGAAAACAGGUUUUAGAAUAUUUUGCAAAUUUCAGAAAUACCUUAUUUACAUAAGUAUUCAGACCCUUUGCUAUGAGACUCGAAAUUGAGCUCAGGUGCAUCCUGUUUCCACUGAUCAUCCUUGAGAUGUUUCUACAACUUGAUUGGAGUCCACCUGUGUUAAAUUCAAUUGAUUGGACAUGAUUUGGAAAGGCACACACCUGUCUAUAUAAGAUCCUACAGUUGACAGUGCAAUUUAGAAUAAGGCUGUAACGUAACAAAAUGUGGAAAAAGUCAAGGGGUCUGAAUACUUUCCGAAGGCACUGUAUAUAACUAGUGUCUGGUCUUCGCAUUGGUAUAUAACUGUAGUCUUUGAUUCCCAGGGAACUUGAAGAGACACCUGCGCGUGCACAGUGGGGAGAAGCCCUAUAUCUGUAUGCACUGCCAGAGAGCUUUCGCUGACCCAGGGGCACUGCAGAGACACGAGCGCAUACACACGGGUAACAGUCCUGGAAAUGGAUUUAAAUGAAUAUGUUCACAUUGACCUCUUUCUUUGUACUGUGAAGCCUAAAUAUGUGCAAAAAGAACAAUGCCUGUGCAUUGCAUCAUAGGUUGGAGACUGUAAUGUAAUUGUUGUGUCUGUCCGCAUGCUUGUGUGUGUGUCCUGUAGGGGAGAAGCCAUGUCUGUGUCUGAUCUGUGGGAAGGGGUUCACCCAGGCCAGUUCACUCAUCGCUCAUGUCCGCCAGCACACCGGAGAGAAGCCGUAUGUCUGCGACCGCUGUGGCAAAAGGUAAACACACACACACGCACACUAUAAUCCUAUUGAUAUAACAGAGACCUUUUUGUCUUGAUGUCCUCUCUUCAACUCCAGGUUUGUCCAGUCCAGUCAGCUGGCCAAUCACAUCCGUCACCAUGAUAACAUCCGGCCACACAAGUGUCACAUCUGCAAAAAGGCGUUUGUCAAUGUCGGGGAUCUCUCCAAGCAUAUUGUCAUUCACACAGGUAGGAAGACAUGGAAUGUACAACUAACUGUGAGUGAGAAAGUAAGGUUCCCUGGGAGUAGUGGAUAUUAAUGGUUGGUCAAAAAAAAGAGUCUAUAAUAUAAGUCACCAUGUUGUGGAAUAUAGGUAUCUUGUAUAUAUUUAUCCAGUUAAGAAAACAAAGCUGUUGGGUAUCUGGGUACAUUAUUUCCCCUUUAGCUUUAGUGUGCCUCCAACCUCCUUCCCUUGAGGUAUAACAUCAACUGCAUUAGUCUACAUUCACCCUUCAAGUAAUUCUCCCCCACGGGUGGUGUCAGAGGUAUCGUGUGUGACUAAUGUAUUAAUUGGUCAAAUAAUUGGGGGGGGGGGUCCCAUUUCACACAUGUAAAAGUGUGUAACCUGGCCACUAAUUCGAUACAGUUGACAAUUACCCACGCACUAACCGCGGCAGGUAGCCUAGCAGUUAGAGCGUUGGGCCAGUAACCGAAAGGUUGUUAGUUCGAAUCCCUGAGCCGACUAGGUGAAAAAUCUGUUGAUCUGCCCUUGAGCAAGGCACUUAACCCUAAUUGCUCCAGGGUCACCGAUCAUUAAAUCACAUUUAUUGUCCCCCAUGAUGAAAUCAUGGGGAGGGGGACGGACGGACUAUGGAUCCGUAAGUCACACGCGAUAUCAGACACCACUGGCCCGAUUUUUGACUAAACUUACAAAAUUACACUGAUUGGCCUAAGGGGGGUGCUGCAUCAUUCGUGGGGGACGGCAUGUUUACUGUUGCCUUGUUCUCUUUUUUUUAACCAUCCCCUAGGAGAGAAGCCCUUCCUGUGUGACAAGUGCGGUCGCGGGUUCAACCGUGUCGACAAUCUGCGCUCCCAUGUAAAGACCGUACACCAGGGUAAGGCUGGGAUGAAGCGCCUGGUGGUUGCCGGGGGUGACAGCGACGACGGGGGUGACGGGUUCCACGGCGGGUCGGCCUCAGAGAUGGACGAAAAUGAGAUCAACAUAGUCACUGUCACCACCGAGGACAUCGUCACCCUGGCGACGGAGGCCCUUGCUGGCAGCACCGUGUCCCAGCUGACAGGUCAGAUGGAGCACAUGCUGGGUAAUGUAGUUCAGACAGGGGUGGGAGAAGGGUAGUAUGCAAUGGAUGUGACUGUAAAAGGAAGAGGAUGAAAAGAAGGUGGCUGUGUAAGAGUAAGAAGGAAAUGGACUCAGAACAAAGGGAAUAAUAAAGAACAUUCUCCUGCCGUGUGUUUAUAUGGGAUUCUGUCUGUUUCCAGUGGUGCCUGUGGCUGCAUCACUAUCAGCAGACGAGACAGAGGCUCUGAAAGCUGAGAUCACGAAGGCUGUGGAGAAGGUGCAGGAAGCAGGUGAGACUGGCCACACACAGCGUUGAAUAGCUUUUACUAUUCAUAACUUCCCUCACACAUCCUCACUGUCAAUCUCUCCCUCCCAGACCCCAACACUCAGAUCCUGUAUGGAUGCGACUCAUGCGGUGACAAGUUCCUGGACGCCAGCUCACUGGCCCAACAUGUGCGAAUCCACACGGCCCAGGCCCUGGUCAUGUUCCAGGCCGACUCUGACUUCUACCAGCAGUACACCACUGCUGCAGCUGCCACCGCCGGGGGAGAAGUUGUUACCACAACCUGGCAACCCACUUCCGAGCAGGUCAUCCAGGGAGGGGAGCUCGUCUUCCACACCCGCGAGGCCGAGGCGGAGGGGGAUGAGGUGACUCAUGAGGAGGGAGGAGAGGGAGAGGUGGUGGCCCAAGCUGACCCCCAGCCAGAGGGGAAAGAUGAGGCUGUGACAGAGGGA